AUGAUACUAACGACUCGGCAGAUCCAAGAUGCCCCUCUAGUCUUGAACCCGGAGCGCAAGCUAACGCUUGUGCUAAGAAACCUACGGUUAUCUGACAUCACCAAUAUUGCAGCCGCUUCAACAAAGUAUCAGGUCUUGGACUUGAGUGGUAACGAGUUGGUCACUUUGGCACGGCUACCACCGGAUAGCGUGGCCCAAUUGGAGGUCUUGCUCCUUGCAAACAACAACAUCACAUACGUUGAAGAAGAGUUUCGGAAUCCCGGCAGCUUAAGGUCUAUCUCGUUGAUGAACAACAACAUCCACCGUUUCCAGCCGAGCUUUAUACGGUCGUUUGAGAAGAUUGAAAGUUUGGUUCUCGUUGGGAACCCCAUCACGAAGCUACGGGACUAUAGACUUUUCAUGAUCUGGCUCGCCCCCAGUCUCCGAGCAUUGGACCUUCAGAAAGUCAGCCGAAGCGAGAGACAGGCAGCUAGCCGGAAAUUUGGAGAGGAGCGGGUGUUGGCAUCAGGUGCUGUCCAGGAAAUGUUCAAGCUCGACAUUGAGCCCAAACUGACCGAAAAGAGCGUUGCUUUGCUGCUGCUGGAUAAACAAGCGCAUGCCGUGGUGAAUAAACUCUCGGAAACGGACAAGCAACAGCUAUUGAGAAAGUUGGAGAACGCUUCGAGUAUUGAGGAAAUAGAACAGAUCGAGAACAUGAUCCGCUCAGGCAGAGUAUAA
Lodderomyces beijingensis is the source of this 717-nucleotide messenger RNA. The record is from the annotation of a GenBank genome assembly. Lineage: Eukaryota; Fungi; Ascomycota; Pichiomycetes; Serinales; Debaryomycetaceae.